CCAUCCCAUCUUCACAAGGGACAAGAUCUCACGUCCUGUUCUUCUCAAGCGCAUCCAUUUCGACGCGCAUUGCCGCAUUCCACCUCAGAUCCAAAACUGUUUGAGAGUAGCAGGUGGGAAUAAUGAUGGGGGAAGUAGAAAACCUACAAAGUCUUGCAUACGAAGGGGUGGUUGUCCCAACGUGGAACGUGUCGACCGCCGUAAGGGAACCACCUGCGGUGUGGGCGGGUGGGAAUCAUUACCAUCACUGGUCGAACCCGAGCCGAAGAGCAUCCCCGAUGAUGAUGACGAGGACGAGCCCGCAGACUCGGAUGAAGAGGGCGAGCUACUGGACGAAAGGCAGAGCUGCGAAACCCCAGGGGAAAGUGACCCUUCAUCAUCUUGGGAUCCUGAAGUACUGGCCGUGGGUUGAGGAGAUGGAGAUCCUAAGUGGGGUGUCUCAAAAUCCGGCAGAGAAAUGAGAAAGUCCAAUGAAGUAGUUGUGCUUGCUUCGGCAUGAGUGGAAGAGUAAUACAUGUCCAUUUCCACAAAUUUUACAUGAUACCCGAUCCGCAUACGUCUACCAACUGGAUCAUAACACAUGUAGCCUUUGUGUUUGUCAUUGUAUCCGACAAACACACAACGAGUCACCUUGGGAACUAACUUGUGCCUUUCUUUCUUUGGUAACAAGACAUACCACGUACAGCCAACAACCCGAAGGAAUGAAUAGUCUGGCAGCCUGGAAUACAGAACCGGGUACGGAGAUUUCUGUCCUAGAAGAGGUGUGAUCUGACGGUUGAUCAAAUAAACAAUCGAGUGCACUGCUUCCACCCAAAAGCCUGUCGGAACACGGGAGUGGAAAAGAAUAGCACGGGUAAGCUCUAAAACAUGACGAUGUUUACGCUCAACCACACCAUUCUGCUGAGAAACGCCAGGACAUGACUAUUGUGGGAGAAUACCAGCCGACUUGAAGAACAGAAGGAGAUCAUUAGAGACAAAUUCUCCCCCAGGAUCGGAUCUGAAAAUCUUAACUGUCUUCCCAAACUGAGUACGAAUCAUCUGAAUAAACUCUCUGGCCACUGUUUCAAGUUCCGAUUUUCGUUUAAGAAAAUAGACCCGCGUAUAUCUGGUAGUGUGAUCAACAAACAAAGCAAAAUAUCUGAAACCCAGCCGAGAAGUGACCGGGGAGGGACCCCAAAGAUAUGUGUGAACCAGAUCAAAAUGAUUUUCAUAAAUCGUGUCACUAUCAGACAAGAUAGCCUGCGAUAACUUUGCUUCCACACAACUCACACAAUCUAAAACACCAUCUAACUUCGACAAAUUCAAAGAAUCCGGUAACAAAUUUUGCCGAAACAUAGUUUUAAGCCUACCCGAAUGCGGGUGUCCCAACCGACGAUGCCAUAAUUCCCACAAAGAGUUGCCAACUGAAAUAUGUGAACUGUAAGCAGAAGAUCCAACAUAAUCAACUAAACAAUUAUUCUGUAAACUCAAAUUCCCACAAGAAGACCCAUUUCCAACCCGGGGUCUGUAGCUUUCAAAAUUCAAGCUAAAUGGCCUUUCGAAAAAAAUCGUACAAAAAAUUAUGAAAAUAUCAUUCUUAAAUAUUUUUGCCCAAAUCUUUGUUUAAUGGACUUAAUCAUCGGCGGAGGAUAGGAUCAAUAGACUUCAUCAUUGGCAAAGAAUAGCCUCGGCCUGAAUUCGUGAUUUGUAGCCUUCAAAAUCAAAAGAAAUAGCAUUUCAAAAAAAUCGCCAAAAAUCUGUAAUGGUAUCCCUUUGGAAUCUGCCAAAAAUGGACCCAGAAGAAAUCCAACCAAAUCGGUGUGUAAUGGACUUAAUCAUUUGUGAAGAAUAGGCUCAGGAUGAAUCCGUGAUAUGUAGCCUUCAAAAUCCAGAGAAAAUGGCUUUCGAAAAAAAUUGGCCACCUAAUUUCGAAAAAGCCAUCCGAAAUAGCAUUUCAAAAAAAUCGCCAAAAAUCUGUAAUGGUAUCCCUUUGGAAUCUGCCAAAAAUGGACCCAGAAGAAAUCCAACCAAAUCGGUGUGUAAUAGACUUAAUCAUUUGUGAAGAAUAGGCUCAGGAUGAAUCCGUGAUGUGUAGCCUUCAAAAUCCAGAGAAAAUGGCUUUAAAAAAAAUUGGCUACCUAAUUUCGAAAAAGCCAUCCGAAAUAUAUUCGCCCAAAUCUGUUCUUAAUGUACUUAAUCAUCGGUGGAGAAUAGGAACAAUAGACUUCAUCAUCGAUGGAGAAUAGUCUUGGACCAAAUCCAUGAUCUGUAGUCAUCAAAAUCGAAAGAAAAUAAAAUUUCGAAAAAAUCGCCCGAUAUCGGUGUUGAACCCCUUUCGAAUUUGCCAAAAAUGUACCCGAAAUAAAUCGACCCAAAUCGUUGCUUAAUGUUCUUAAUCAUCGGUGAAGAUCAGCCUCAGACCGAAUCCGUGAUCUUGUAGACUUCAAAAUUCAAGAUAAAUGACAUUUCGAAAA
Linum trigynum is the source of this 2453-nucleotide messenger RNA. Lineage: Eukaryota; Viridiplantae; Streptophyta; Magnoliopsida; Malpighiales; Linaceae. The record is from the annotation of a GenBank genome assembly.